Aplysia californica (California sea hare) is the source of this 864-nucleotide messenger RNA. Its product is annotated as ufm1-specific protease 1. The transcript has 6 exons. The record is from RefSeq and is a predicted model, not a curated record. The coding region runs from base 102 to 770 and encodes 222 amino acids. Lineage: Eukaryota; Metazoa; Mollusca; Gastropoda; Aplysiida; Aplysiidae.
AACAGCUGGAAAAACGAAAGCGAAAGUUUAAGCAGUCAGUCGGUACAGCCAGUCAGCCUUCUCUCCUCUUGCCCCAUGAAAUCGCCCUGAUCUUCAGAAGAAUGGCGGAUUCUUUGAAAUCUGAUGUGCCUUCAGAGAAAUAUGUCUCUGACGUUCAUCUUGUUCUGCCUGGGGUGGUAGAUGAUUCCCUGUGUUCCUGCAGUUACACGUACUAUCACUAUCUUUGUGAUGGCGUUGAUGAUAGGGGCUGGGGCUGUGGUUACAGGACUCUGCAGACUUUAUGCUCCUGGGUUUGCAGACAUCCUCAACUUGGUCCAUCACUGAAGAAGAAUUACGUUCCAAGCAUUGUAGAGAUACAAAAGGCCUUGGUUUCCAUGCAGGAUAAACCGGAGAGUUUCAUUGGGUCAAGACAAUGGAUUGGUAGUUUUGAAGUAUCUCUUUGUCUGGAUUAUUUUUAUGAGGUACCUGGCAAAGUCAUUCAUGUCAACAGUGGAUCUGAGAUAAGUGGUGUAUUGCCAGAACUACAUCAACAUUUUCAAGUUGUAGGCGCACCAAUAAUGAUGGGUGGUGAGACCGACAACUCUUCUAAAGGGAUUGUUGGUGUGCGUUUGGAGCCACCUGCCUUACUCAUUGUUGACCCUCACUGCUGUGAGAAAGACCCAGACGCCACAAGUUUGCAGCUAAGCGGCUUCGUCAAGUGGCUGCCCAUUGCAGACCUUCACCUUAACUCCUUCUACAAUCUUUGUUUGCCAAAACCUUCACUCAGCUGAUAUUACAGUCAGGAGAAUGUGAAUGGCAUGGUGUGUGUGUGUGUGUGUGUGUGUGUGUGUGUGUGUGUGUGUGUGUGUGUGUGUGUGUGUGUGU